Molecule: messenger RNA, 3325 nt
Organism: Chlorocebus sabaeus (green monkey)
Lineage: Eukaryota; Metazoa; Chordata; Mammalia; Primates; Cercopithecidae
Source: RefSeq, a predicted model, not a curated record
UAGUCUUUGAACUCUAACCAUCCAUGCACUCUUCCUUUCCACAGAACAGGCCCCUGUUUCAGGCUGACUUCAUCCUGCUGGAUGGAAUUCCAGCCAAUGUGAUCCAAAGAGGGAAGCAGUACCAGGCUGCAGCCCUCGUCAUGGUGAAGAUGGAGCCUUCUGGGAAGCUGCUACCCAUGGUCAUCCAGAGAGGAGAUGAGGACCCAGACGCCGACCGAAGACCACAUGGAGGCACAGACAAGAGGGUGGCCACUUACAAGCCAAGGAGCCAGGCCUUAGAAGAAACCAAUUCUGCUGAUACUUUCGUCUUGGACUUCUGGGAUCCGGAACUGUGAGAAAGAAUAUUUCUGUUAUUUGAGACCUCCAUCUGUGGUAUAUUGUUACGGUAGCCCUAGCAAACUCGCAUAGAUUUUUGAUACCAGAAAGUAGAAUGCUACUCUAAAAAAUAUGCAAAAAUGUGGAAGUGGAUAAUGAGUAGAGGCUGGAAGAGUUCGGAGGUACAUGCUGCAAAGGCCUAGAUGGUCUCCUUUAUGUGUUUAAUUUUUUGGUCAAAAAUAUUUUAAUUGUUUUUCAAAGAGUUCUGGGAAAAUAAUUACCUAAGGAAAAGAAAUAGCAUCGCUUAUAGGCGGGUUGGAAUACCAGCCCUUAAGCUUUACUGAGAAAUGGAGAAAUUCUUCUUGGUGGGAGUCCUGAAUUGCAUUAAAUGGAGGGAUAGGGUUAAGGUGUUUAUUUUGUGUUUUUUGCUUUCAGCUUUUGGUGGUUUUGGUGGUGGUUGUUCCAAGUGAGUCCAAAACCCAACAGGGAAAAGAACAUUUAAUCUUAAAACUUGAGAACCUUCCUUGACUCCAUGGCCCAUGUUCCAGAUAUACUAGGAUGUGGUUGGGCGGCCCAGGGCUUCAGGUGGCCCUUCCCCCAUGGCUUUGCUGGGUGCAGCCCAGGCAGCAGCUCUUACAUGUUGGAGUUUGAUGCCUGAGGCUCUCCCAGGGUGGCCUUGCACACUGCUGGCUCUACCAUCCUGGAAUCUUGGGGCUAGCCUCCUCCCCACAGCUCUGCUGGGCAUUGCCCUAGUGGGGACAUUCUGUGGUGUCCCUCCCCUGUGGCAGUUCUCUGCCUGACCCCAAGGCUUUCUGGGACAUACUUUGAAAUGUAGGUGGAGGCAGCCAUGUCCCACAGCUAUUGCACUCUGUGCACCUGCAGAAUGAGCACCAUGUGGAUGCUGCUGAAGAGUUUUCUGUCUGUACCCUCUGGAGGGGUGACAUCAUGUUCCCCACUCCACCAGGGCCCAUUGAGCAACAGUUGGAGCAGCCAAGGAAAGCACCACAGCACAAUAUGGGAACCAGUGCCUUCAGGGAGUGCUGGGCAGCAAGCCCCAAGGUCCCCAGGGCCCACCUUGGAAACCGUACUCCCGUCAGUGCCCUGGCACCAUGGACCUGUGAUGAGAGUGCAGCCUGAGUGAUCUACAAAAUACCUUCAGGGUCGCUCUUCCAUUGUCCUUGUGAGGAGCCCAGCCCUGAUCCACGCAGGCCUCCUGACCCACAUCCACGUGUUCUCUCCCAAACACACUUUAUCUGUUCAAUAUGGACAGACUGAGAAGGCUAAAAAUUUCCCGGAUCUUUAAGUUCUGCUUCCCUUUUGAUUAUAAGUUCUGUCUCUAAAUCAUUCCUCUUUUCUUUCAUUUUCCUAUAAACCUUCAAAAGAAUCAUGCCACUCCUUCAAUACUUUAUUUGCUUAGAUAUUUCUUCUGCCAAAUUUCAGUUUCAUCACUCACAAGUUCUGCCUUCCACUAAACACUAGUGCUUUGCCACUUUAUGGCAAGCGUCACUCACCUUUCCUCCAGUUUCCAUUUACCUCUUCUUUAUUUCCAUCUGAGUUUGAGACUUCAUCAGAAUGACCUUUCCUUUCCAUAUUCUUUUUUUUUUUUUUUUUUUUUUUUUUGAGACUUUGUCUUGCUAUCUUGGCCAGGUUGGUCUUGAACUCUUGGCCUCAAGCAGUCCUCCCGCCUCGGCCUCCCAAAGUGCUAAGAUUUCAGGUGUGAGUCACCAUGCCCGACCCCCUCCAUAUGCUCCAACAUUCUGUCCAGACUUUCUCUUCUGAGCCCUCAACGUAAUCACCCUUAAUGAAGAGUCAUAAGGAGAAGAUGGCCACCAACAUGCUAGGAGAUGGUCCUGGAACAGAGCCUUCCUGCACAGCCUCAGAAGAAGCCCACCCUGCUGACACCUUGACCUUGGACUCAUGGCCUCCAGGACUGCGAGACAGUAAGAUUCUGUUGUUGAGGGUGCCCAGUCUGUGGUCCUGUAAAACAGCCCUAGGAAACUAACGCAGCCUGUUAGCCCACAGAUGGUGAAGAGGUGGAGUGUGCAAUGGAGCUCCAGGCUGUCUACAGCUCCCAAAGUGCACUACGGGACCCUUGGGUGGGUGUAGGUAUGGGGUGUAGGUAUGCAAGAUAAUUUGGGUGGUGCAGGGCGAAUAUUAUCAACUUAUAUAAUGGAUUUAUCUUACUGGAUAAAACAGGGGUUCCCUCCUGUUUGGAACCAGGCUGCACAGCAGGAGGUGAGCAGCCAGCCAGUGAGCAAAGCUUCAUCUGUAGAAACAGCUGCUCCCCAUCCCUCACAUUGAGCUCCAUUACGGCAUGAGCUCUGCCUCAUGUGAGAUGAGCGGUGCCGUUAGAUUCUCAUAGGAGUGUGAACCCUACUGUGAACUGCGCAUGCCAGGGAUCUACACUGCGUGCUCCUUAUGAGAUCCUAAUGCCUGAUGAUCUGUGACUGUGUCCCAUCACCCCCAGAUGGGACCAUGUAGUUACAGGAAAACAAGCUCAGAGCUUCCACUGAUUCUAUAUUAUGGUGAGUUGUGUAAUUGUUUCGUUAUAUGUUACAGUGAAAUAAUAAUAGAAAUAAAGCACACAAUAAAUGUAAUGGGCUUGAAUCAUCUCUGCAUCAUCCCUUCCCCUUCUCCCUGGUUCGUGGAAAAGUUGUCUUCCAUGAAACUGGUCUCUGGGACCAGAAAGGUUGGGGACUACUGGUGUAAAUGCUUGUAAGAAUAGUUAAGCAACUUAAGGUUUACAUGCUGCUAAAAAUAUGGGCUUCAAUGCUAAGAAAAAUGAAUUCACAUGAAAACACUAUCUUGCUGUGGUCCAGGGAAUCUAAACCAUUCUAACAGACUGUUCAGCUUGGAGCUGGAGCUGCGCUCCCACAUCUGGUCCACCUUAUAUCCCUGCACCACACACACAUGCACAUAUGCAUACAGACAUGUACACAUGCAUACACACAUGCACAUGCACACACACACAUGCACACAUGCACACACACACAUGCACACAUGCACAUAA